AUGCAGCCAACGACCAUCGACCUUUACGCGCUCGGCAUCACGAUCGUCGUCGGCGGCCAAUAUUUCUCAUGGAACACGGGUCUUGUCGCUGGCUUUUACAGCUACCUCGGCGCGACGCUGCUCAUGGGCGUCGCGUACUGCUGCAUGGUGUCAUGCCUCGCCGAGAUCUCAAGCGCGCUUCCGUUUGCCGGCGGCGCCUACGGCAUUGCGCGCUGCUCGCUCGGCUUUUACUUCGGGUUUAUGAUUGGGUGCUGCGAAACGCUCGAGUACAUUGCGUACGUCGCGUCGUCGGUCUUGACGCUAGGCGACAUGCUCACGAUGGUAUUGCCAGCACUGGGCCCGGUGCGCCCGGUCCUUUGGCUGCUCAUUUACGCCGCCGCGCUGGGCUUGCACCUCGCGGGUGGCGCGGUCUUCUGGCGCGCCAACCGGAUCUUGGCGUUUCUCGCGCUGCUCAUCAUUGCCGCGUACAUCCUCGGGUCGCUCGCCGUGACGUCGCCGGCGGCCAAUGCGUCCUCCGAGGAUCUCUACCGCUUUGAAUUCCGCCAAGUGCUCAAGCAAAUGCCCGAGUCCGCGUGGUUCUUUGUCGGCAUCGAGUCGCUCAAUAUGGCGAGCGACGACGUGUGCAACCCGCGGCAGCAGAUCCCGCGCGCGCAGCUGCUCUGCGUUCUCACGCUCUCUGUCCUCGGCGUCUCGGUGCUCUCGACGUCGUCGUUUGUAGCGCCGGGCGUCACGACCCUCGCAACGGCCACUGUGCCCUUCAACAACGGGUUCAUGGCCAUGGGACUCUCCAUGUACGCCGCGACACUCUUGUCACUACCCGCGACGUUUGCAACCAUCUUUGGCUUUAUGUAUUCGUACGGCAAACUCACGAUCGCGAUCGCGGGCUCCCAGCUCCUCCCGCCCCUCUUUCUACACACGUGGUUUCCGCACCGCGUGCACGGCCCCGCGCUCCUUCUCACGUCCGGCGUCGGCUACGGCGUGUGCCUCGUCACGUAUUUCGUGCCGUCGAUCGGCGACUCGCUCUUCGCCGUGUGCAUCUGCAGUGCGUUCUGCGCCUACAUUGCGCAGUGCAUCGGGUUUAUCUACCUCCGGCUCUCGUUUGCGCACCUCGAGCGGCAGUAUACGAGUCCGCUCGGUAUCUGCGGCGCCGUCUUCCCGCUCUGCGUGUGGCUCUUGAACCUCGUGUCGAUCAUUGGCUCACUCCCAACGACCAAGUGCUGGUGCUGA
This is a messenger RNA of Saprolegnia parasitica CBS 223.65, 1227 nucleotides long. RefSeq lists its product as hypothetical. The record is from RefSeq and is a predicted model, not a curated record. Gene Ontology annotation, biological process: transmembrane transport. Gene Ontology annotation, cellular component: membrane. NCBI's taxonomy places the organism in Eukaryota, Oomycota, Saprolegniomycetes, Saprolegniales, Saprolegniaceae. The transcript is spliced from 3 exons. Bases 1 to 1227 code for a protein of 408 amino acids.